Staurois parvus is the source of this 529-nucleotide messenger RNA. Lineage: Eukaryota; Metazoa; Chordata; Amphibia; Anura; Ranidae. The record is from the annotation of a GenBank genome assembly.
GACAGCGGGCUCUGAGUCAAUGGGCACGACAGCGGGCACCGGGUCACCAGGCAGCGGGCAUCGGGUCACCAGGUAUGACAGCGGGCCCUGGGUCACCAGGCAUCAGGUCAUUUGGCUCGCCAGCGGGCACCGCGUCAUCUGGCAAGGCAGUGGGCACGGAGUCACCAGGUACGACAGCGGGCUCUGAGUCAAUUGGCACGACAGCGGGCACCGGAUCAGGUACCAGAUCAUCUGGAUCAAUAGCGGGCAUCGAGUCAACUGGCCUAAUAGGAUCGUCAGACUGGAUCAGUUCAUCAUGCUGGGUAGAGGCAUCAGGCUGAAUGCCGGCGUCCGGCCGAGUAGAGGCUUCAGGCCGAGUAGAGGCUUCAGGCCGAGUAGAGGCAUCAGGCCGAGUAGAGGCAUCAGGCCGAGUAGAGGCAUCAGGCCGAGUAGAGGCAUCAGGCCGAGUAGAGGCAUCAGGCCGAGUAGAGGCUUCAGGCCGAGUAGAGGCUUCAGGCCGAGUAGAGGCUUCAGGCCGAGUAGAGGCUUC